This is a messenger RNA of Ruditapes philippinarum (Manila clam), 627 nucleotides long. RefSeq names its product cytochrome c oxidase subunit 6A, mitochondrial-like. Gene Ontology annotation, molecular function: enzyme regulator activity. Gene Ontology annotation, biological process: mitochondrial electron transport, cytochrome c to oxygen. The transcript is spliced from 3 exons. Gene Ontology annotation, cellular component: mitochondrial inner membrane. Bases 76 to 417 code for a protein of 113 amino acids. The record is from RefSeq and is a predicted model, not a curated record. Lineage: Eukaryota; Metazoa; Mollusca; Bivalvia; Venerida; Veneridae.
GAUUAAGGAUAAUCAGCGAGAAGUUCCGAAUGGGACAAGUACUUAUCGGAAUAGUGGCGAUCAAAAAAGAACAAAAUGCUUCUUCAACGCGCAGUUAGACCUCUUUUCAGAAAACCAGUAGCACCAACUUUAGUAAGAUAUGAAGGAGAUUUUGCGAAGGCCAUUUGUUUACGAUGGGCAAAAUUUUGGGCCGUCUUUGGUGUAGUUGCAUUGCCAGCUAAUGCAAUUUUGUGGCGUAUGUGCUAUCAUACAAGCCCUGAAGAUCACUCACCUCCAGAAUUCAGAGAGUAUGAUCAUAUUAGAAUUAGAACGAAGCCAUUUCCUUUCAAAGAUGGUGAACAUUCACUCUUACAUAACGAGUAUGUAAACGCCUUGAAGAGCGGCUUUGAAAAAGAUUUUAAUGAUCUUCAUCAUUAAAUGCAGAGAUGUGAAACAAAAACAAUUUUUUUCGUUUGUGAAGGAGGUCAAAAGAGAAAAAAGAUAUUUAAUCACAAAGAAGAAUCAUUUAAAAUUAUAAUUUAUUCAUAUAGACCUGUUAGUGAAGACACCUGCAAGAAUUUAAAUAUUUUUAAGUAAAAUUUGAUAUUUGUAGACUUCCUCGUUUGAAUAAAUUUUGAUUGAAAAUUU